ACAUUUUACAUUUAACCAUUGGGCGUUGGUUGUUCUACUAAAUAGUCUCUUCUUAAUACCGUCGGUUACGCUUCAGGUGGAGAUUUAACAAUUUGUUGUUGAAAUUUUAUUUUAUUUUACAUUUUAUAACUUGUAUUUUGUAACAAAUACUAAUUAAAAAUGGCUCUCAGUGAUGCUGAUGUUCAAAAACAAAUCAAACACAUGAUGGCUUUCAUCGAACAAGAAGCCAAUGAAAAGGCUGAAGAAAUCGAUGCUAAAGCCGAGGAGGAGUUCAACAUUGAAAAAGGCCGAUUGGUUCAACAUCAGCGUCUUAAGAUCAUGGAAUACUUCGAACGCAAAGAAAAACAAGUUGAAUUACAAAAAAAAAUCCAGUCUUCUAAUAUGUUGAAUCAAGCACGUUUGAAAACUUUAAAAGUUCGAGAAGAUCACGUUAGAGAAGUAUUAGAUGAUGCAAGAAAGCGUUUAGUGGAAGUGACUAAUGAUUCUCAAUUGUAUAGAGAUGUGCUUAAAAAGCUUAUUUUGCAAGCUAUUUUACAGUUGCUUGAAAAGAAUGUAACAUUGCGUAUUCGUGAAGCUGACGUCAAUGUAAUUGAAGACUUAUUGGAUGAAGUGGCAGCCAACUACAAAGCAGCAUCUCAAAAAGAUGUUAUUUUAAAUCUGGAUACAGAAAAUUAUUUGCCAGCAAUUACAUGUGGUGGUAUUGAGCUUUUGGCUCAAAAAAAUAAAAUAAAAAUUUGUAAUACUUUGGAAUCCCGAUUGGAGUUGAUUGCUCAGCAGUUGGUUCCAGCUGUUAGAACCGCAUUGUUUGGUCGUAACCCAAAUCGUAAAUUCGCAGAAUAAACAUAACAUUUCCAGACAAUAAAUUUUCGAAAAAAAAACCGUUUAAAUAUUACAGUUUUUCGCAUUCCAUAUUCAUAAUUAUUCAUUAAAAUAGAUUAUAACUACCCCAUAAGCAUUAUGUAGACCUCCCUUCUAUAUCCAUUUAUUUAUUCAAUUACCUAGUUUUAUGUUUUAAAUUGAGUUUAUUUCUAAUUUUUCUUUGUUGUAGAAUAGUGUUAUACAGUUGUAAAUUGUUGUUUUUAAUCAUUAAUAUACACAUUUUAUUGGUAUUGUUACGUA
Messenger RNA from Adelges cooleyi (spruce gall adelgid), 1119 nucleotides. RefSeq names its product V-type proton ATPase subunit E (gene Vha26). Bases 160 to 840 code for a protein of 226 amino acids. Gene Ontology annotation, biological process: proton transmembrane transport. Gene Ontology annotation, molecular function: proton-transporting ATPase activity, rotational mechanism. The transcript is spliced from 4 exons. NCBI's taxonomy places the organism in Eukaryota, Metazoa, Arthropoda, Insecta, Hemiptera, Adelgidae. Gene Ontology annotation, cellular component: proton-transporting two-sector ATPase complex, catalytic domain. The record is from RefSeq and is a predicted model, not a curated record.